Molecule: messenger RNA, 2682 nt
Organism: Pyricularia grisea
Lineage: Eukaryota; Fungi; Ascomycota; Sordariomycetes; Magnaporthales; Pyriculariaceae
Exons: 5
Coding region: 190-1428 (412 amino acids)
Biological process (GO): deoxyribonucleotide biosynthetic process
Molecular function (GO): oxidoreductase activity
Source: RefSeq, a predicted model, not a curated record
UAAGAAGGCCUUCAAGAACCUCGAAAGCUCGAUCAUCUUCCACUCUUCCUUCCAACUCACAACCAAACAUUUCCAAUUCAAAGUUUUAGAUUCUUGCUCCGACUUCAUAUUCACGCACCAGAUUCUCCUCUUCGACAUUGUUUCAUCUACAUCAAGAAUUAUUGGUUGUACUCUUCCCCCACUACCACAAUGAUCGAGACGACUCCUAGCAAGCAGGCUGCUUCUGCAAUUGAGUCUUUCAAGAUGGAAUCACCCGUCAAGAAGCUUGACUUCAACGUCGCCGACAAAGAGAACCAGCCCCACACAGAGUCCGUUGCCGAGGAGACGGUAGAGAAGCCCCUCGCCAAGGACAUCAAGCCUGUAGAGAAGCCUGCCGUUACCCCAACAAUCAAGGCGCCUGAGAUCGACGAACCUAUUCUCCGGGAGAACCCCCAACGUUUCGUUCUGUUCCCCAUCAAGUAUUCUGAAGUGUGGCAGAUGUACAAGAAGGCCGAGGCCUCAUUCUGGACCGCGGAAGAGAUUGAUUUGUCUAAGGAUCUCCACGACUGGAACAACAAGCUCACUGAAGAUGAACAGUACUUCAUCUCGCACAUUCUCGCCUUCUUCGCCGCUUCGGAUGGCAUCGUCAACGAGAAUCUGGUUGAGCGCUUCAGCGCCGAAGUCCAGAUUCCCGAGGCGCGCUGCUUCUACGGCUUCCAGAUCAUGAUGGAGAACAUCCACUCCGAGACCUACUCGCUCCUGAUCGACACAUACAUCAAGGAGACCGCGCAGCGCACGUACCUCUUCAACGCCAUUGACACUAUCCCCUGCAUCCGCAAGAAGGCCGACUGGGCUCUGAGGUGGAUCACUGACAAGAAGUCGACAUUUGCCACGCGCCUUGUCGCUUUCGCUGUCGUCGAGGGCAUCUUCUUCAGCGGUGCUUUCGCCUCCAUCUUCUGGCUCAAGAAGCGUGGCUUGAUGCCCGGCCUGACUUUCUCAAACGAGCUCAUCUCCCGUGACGAAGGCCUCCACACCGACUUUGCCUGUCUCCUGUUCUCGCUCCUGAACAACAGGCCCAGCAAGGAUAUUGUCCAGGAGAUUGUUGUCGACGCUGUCAAGAUUGAGCAAGAGUUCCUUACAGAGGCUUUGCCCUGCGCCCUCCUGGGCAUGAACGCCAACCUUAUGAAGCAGUACAUUGAGUUUGUCGCUGACAGACUUCUUGUCGCCCUCGGAAACGAGAAGGUCUACCGCUCCACCAACCCAUUCGACUUCAUGGAGAACAUUUCACUGGGUGGCAAGACCAACUUCUUCGAGAAGCGUGUAGGCGAGUACCAAAAGGCCGGUGUCAUGGCCAGCACCAAGAAAGCACCUGUCGACGAGAAGACCAGCACUUCGCAAGAGGCUGAGGCCAGCAACUCGGGAGACUUUACCUUCGACGACGACUUUUAGUUGUCCUGAUGUGAAGUUUUCUUUGUUUUUCUACGCUUCUAUACCCAUACUUCUAUUCGGCCUCGGCAGGCCCCCGUCGCAUGCAUGGCAUGGGAGGUUUUUGAGGCGCCUUCAAGCAUUAGACUCGCUUGUCGGGCUUAGACACCCAGCCCUAUUUAGAUACAUAGUUGCUUUUUCUGUUGGAUUACUGGCGGACCGGCUCGGUUCACAUCGAGGGCGUUUAAGGCGUUUGAGCGAAUACUUGGAGGGAUUUUCAUUUCGAACUCAUUUUGAGAUCAACGGCUUAUGGUAAGGAUAGCGGGAUGGAAGGCCGACAUGGUCAUCGGGACGCAAGUCAUGUACAAGUUUUAAGAUAAUGUUAGGAUCAAAUUAUUAGGAUAGCUACCUUGAGGUUCACCCUGCUUGUGUUGUGUUUUCUCAGGUCAUACCUGGAUCCAGCUUUCGCUUUCAACUCUUGCUGUCUAUCUAGCGGCCAUUGCGAUUGCAAAGUAGUCCACUAUCUGGUUCUAGACGUAAAUAGGCUGCGCCAAGUGCGCGAUACGCGCAAGCAUAGUCUGAGGAUAAUCCCAGGUACUUAUAUGCUAAUCCUAGCCCUUAUCCCUGGCCGGCCAUCUCAUUCAUCGUUUGCCCUUUUUCUUCUUACCCUUCGCGCCCCCUCCACCUCCUUGCUGUUGCGCCGGUUGUUGCUGGGGCGUUGUCGUAGCAGCACCCACCGCCGCUUCGGACUCCAUCGGCGUCGGCGCUGCGCCACCUGCAGGCUCGAGCAGCCCAUCGUCCCUGGGCGGGAGGGCGGCCUGUCUUCUCCCCAGGCUCCCCAACAUCUGAAUCAGGCGCGAGACCUCGGCGGCCUUGCUGGUGCGGUAUUUGAGGCACGCGCCGCUGGCAUCGUCAUAAGUCUUGAGAACGAGCCUGGCCCGCGGCGGCUUUGCGUCCGGCAGGGCCUCGCCGUCUUUGUGCGGUUUCUGCUCAGCCUUGCGGAUCGAGUAGCGCGUUGUUAUCCUCGUCUUUCCCCGGACGGGCCUCAAGGAGGAGCUGUGACUGAUGAAGCCAUUCCUGGCUUGUUGCGAAGAUGGGCAUCUUGGGUGGCAAAAGAAGUUCCAGAUACCGAGAGCGCAGACCAAGCGUUUCACCUGGAGUAGGUAUCUGUGUACAUUCUUGGCUGGCACACCGUCGGUUUUGUUCGGGUCGCGACAGCUUGAUUGGCAACUCGACUGCAUAAUCGCAUGUAGUGGGGCAUACUACCGACCGCGGGGG